Molecule: messenger RNA, 4568 nt
Organism: Harmonia axyridis
Lineage: Eukaryota; Metazoa; Arthropoda; Insecta; Coleoptera; Coccinellidae
Gene: Cka
Product: striatin-3
Exons: 9
Coding region: 295-2406 (703 amino acids)
Molecular function (GO): protein binding
Source: RefSeq, a predicted model, not a curated record
GUUAGAUGAAAAGAGAUAGUUAUAUGUCAGAGUUUGUGAGGUGUUCUAGGAAGAAAAGGGAAAUUUUCCAGGAAGAAAGUUAUAUGUUUUUGAUAAACGAGUUCAUAAUUUCCAAUUUUCUUUCAAAUUGUCAGGCUGAGGUCGGUCCACCUGAAGUGUGUUAGUUCUUACCUGACAGAAGCAACCUUACCGUAUUCAUUUCUGUAACGAAAAUUAGAAAAUAAAAUGGCGUAUUGAAGAGCAAUGGUGGACAAUUGAAAUUUUCUAGUUUGAGUUAAGAUUAAAGAUACGACAAUGGAAGAUAAUUCGCUCAAUCAUCAGAAUGGUGUUGGACAAGUUGCUAAACAAGGUGGUGCAGUAAGCAACAACAAAGAAAAUGAUGAAACAUCCGUAAAAGCACAAUAUUCGAUACCCGGGAUCUUACAUUUUAUUCAACACGAAUGGGCUAGGUUCGAAUUGGAAAGAUCACAAUGGGAAGUUGAUAGGGCCGAAUUACAGGCCCGCAUAGCAUUUCUCCAAGGGGAACGUAAAGGCCAGGAAAAUUUGAAGAAUGAUCUUGUUCGUCGUAUAAAAAUGUUAGAAUAUGCUCUCAAACAAGAGCGUAGUAAGUUUCAUAAACUCAAAUAUGGUACAGAAUUGCAGCAGGGUGAUAUGAACCCCCCGCCAAUGGAUGAGACCUCAAAUGAAAACCAAAUAGACGCAGAUCCAACCUACAUCUCAGUAACUAAUUCCACUUGGAAGCAGGGACGUCAACUUCUGCGUCAAUACCUUCAGGAAAUCGGUUAUACAGAUAGAAUAAUAGAUGUAAGAUCUACUCGCGUUAGGGCUUUGUUAGGACUCAACAAUAAUGCUGAGCAGGAAGAAAACCACAACGGAGGCUCUCUAAACGGAAGUGAAUCUAAUAAAAGACCAAGUGAAGGUCAAGUAGGAAGAAAACCCUUCAAGAAGGAACGACCUGGCUCCCUUGCAGAGGCAAUGAUGAUCGAAGCUGAGCAGGCUGUCAUGGCUAACAUGGAAUUCCUCACAAAUUCCGAAAUGGAAAUGGAUGAUGAUGAGGAUAUAAUCAACGAGAAGGACGUUGAGACGAUAGAGGAAGCAGACGACGAUGUUAAGGCAGGAAGGAAGAAGGGCAAAAGUGAAAGAUUGUGCAGUGACUUUGACUCCAAAGCGAUGGAAGUUAUCAAUGAAAUCACGCAGCUCUUCGACUCCGAAGAUGACAAUGACGAUGGGGAUCAGGGGGACUGGAAUCAAGGUUACCAAACUACAAUACCAAAACGGCCCAUUGAUCCCGUUGUGAGCGAGGACAUCAACAACGCUCUGGAGGGCACCCUCGGUCUGGGGGAACUGGCCCAAUUGACCGUCAACAAUGACGCCGAGAACACGUACGACAUGGCCACAAGCAAAGAGGCUUUCAGGAAAACGUGGAACGCCAAGUACACCCUGCGCAGCCACUUCGACGGUGUGAGAGCCCUGGCCUUCCAUCCCACCGAACCGGUGCUGAUCACGGGCAGCGAAGAUCACACCCUGAAACUGUGGAACCUCCAGAAGACUGUCCCGGCCAAGAAGUCCGCUUCUUUGGAUGUGGAACCGUUGUACACUUUCAGGUGUCAUAACAAGCCAGUACUUUGUCUGGCUAUAUCAGGUUCGGGAGAUUACUGCUACUCAGGCAGUUUGGACUCCGCAAUUCACGUCUGGAACGUUCCAAAUUCUAACAUUGAUCCUUACGACCAGUUUGAUCCGGAGAUACUCUACACCACCCUCAACGGACACACAAAUGCAGUGUGGGGCCUGUCGGUUCUGAGUUCCAAGCAGCAACUGUUGUCCUGCUCAGCCGACGGCACCAUCAAACUUUGGGCCCCGCACAGUGAGGUCCCCCUUCUCAACACCUUCACCUCGGAACCGGACGGCGCGCCCUCUAGCGUCGACUUCAUCCGCGACCACCCGUUCCAGAUAGUGGCCGCCUACAACAGUUCGCACAGCGUCAUCUUCGACAUCGAGACGGCCAAGCCUGUGGUGCGGCUCGAGUCGGGCCAAGAGCAGGCCAACGCCGCGAACAAGAUGAUCAACAAGAUUGUGUCUCAUCCGACGUUGCCGCUCACGAUAACCGCCCACGAGGACCGUCACAUCCGUUUCUGGGACAACGUGUCCGGCAAGAUGGUGCACUCGAUGGUGGCGCACCUGGACGCCGUGACCAGCCUGGCCGUCGAUCCGAACGGCCUCUAUCUACUGUCAGGUUCACACGAUUGUUCGAUAAGACUGUGGCAUUUGGACAACAAGACUUGCGUUCAAGAGAUCACUGCACAUCGGAAGAAAUUCGAUGAGAGUAUCCUAGAUGUCGCUUUUCACCCUUCGAAACCGUAUAUAGCAAGUGCAGGAGCAGACGGUCUCGCCAAAGUGUUUGUGUGAAUAUGCAGUUAGUUGAACUACAUUGAAUAACUCAAAAAAAAACCAGUGAAUAUUGAUAGAAUCGGGCCAAUCUCCAGAUGUAUAACUGAAAAGGUUUCUUCCCAGUUGAAAUUGAUACCGUUUGAAAAUAAAAUGUCAGAGAUAAUUGAGUUUUCUCUUGGGGAAGUUUAAAAAUAAAUAUAAUAAAUUCAAUGAUAUUUUUUAUAUACUCAAAUAGUACAUUUCCAGAAUCCAUGGAAACCUAAAGACUUUGAAUUGAUCGAUCGAAUAACAGUUGAAAUAACGACAAAUUUAAUCAUAUUUUUCUAUUUUUAAUGGAUUUAUUUCUAGUCAACUCGAAUCUUAAUGAUCAAACACGCUUCAAAACAUUUUGUUCAAGUGAUUUAUGUUUUAAGUAAUUUUCGUUUAAAGAGUAAAUUUAAUAUCAGAUAGUUUGAAAAACCUCAAUUGACUGUCUACAUCACCCAAUAUUUCAUGAAUGGCAUCUUUGGAGAGGGGUCGUGAUCUAGAUACCUAUUAUAAUACUUCAUUUAUUCAUUCGUAGAUUUAGCUGUACAUAUAACUAGAGAUACUCUUAUGGUUUGUAUAUAAUAGGUAAUCAAUUACCUCUAAUUCCAUUUCUUUUGUAUAUAAUUUUUUUUUCUAAUUUAAAACUUCCUUUUUAUAUGUAAUUUUGUUUGCAUUUGUUGUAUUGAAUGUAAAUAAAUAAUCACUGUGCUUGUACUCACUACUGGAUAAGUCAUUGAUUCUAGUCGUUUCAGCCUUUUUUUUUUUCAUAGGUACUUCCGGAAGAGAAGAGUUUUUUUUUAUUUAUAUUAUAUUUAUUUAACCACACAGAAAGUGCCAAACUAAACCUAGGGUGAAAAUGGCAGAAACUCAAUUCUAAAAAAUUCAGAAAAGUGUGUAUUAUUAUCCAUUAUUGUUCAAAAAAGAACAGUUCGAUCUUUAUUUAAUAAUAGUCGAAUUAGAAACAUUUAUUAUUAAUGUGUUCAACUUCCGAAUAAGGUUCAACAAAAAUUUGAUAGAUUAUUCAGGUUGACAAAAAAUUCUUGAGUCAUUUCAAUUCUAUGACUUAGCUAUUUUUUGUCUACUACCUGAAAUUCCCAAAAAAGGUCUGUUGGCCAACCUGAUUCCUUCGAGUAUCUACUUCAAGGUCAUCUACUUUCCAUAGGAUUUUUUAAUGAAAAUGUAACUAGUUGCAGCAGUUUUAGAAAAAAGAACAAAUAUUUGUGAAAAGCUUUUGUACGAUGGUAGUUUUUUAGUAUCAUCAUAUUAUAUAGAAAUUCUAUUUACAUAUAAGACCACUUGUACCUACCUUAGUACAAAAUCUUCAUCGUAUUCAAUAUUCCAUUUUGAAUUAUUCUUUUGAAUCAAGUGUGUUCAAAAAUGGCAAUAUUAUUAGAAGUGCAAGAAUUUCUGUGUAGUUUUAAUGGCACAAAUUGAAAGUAGUGUAUUCUGUAUAGCAAUUGGUUGAUUUUAACAACAGGAAAUUUAUAAUAACUGUUAUUGGAAUGUUCGUACAAAUAUCUAUUUUUUUCUUAUAUUCCCUCUUUUUUAAUGGAAUGAUUGAGAAAAAUAGUCUAUCCACAAACUACUCAAAAUGUCCUUCAGGCAGCCAACAUAUUAUCAUGUAUUAUCAAGAAAUUAUAAAAAAUCAUUGUAGGAAAUGAUUCUUAAUAAAAAUCGGUGUACAAUAUAUAUAUCAGAGUCCAUUUCUUGGCCUCUAAUGGGAGUAUUGAUUUUUUUAAUCUACAAUAUCAACGUUCAGUGAUUUUCAAAAGUGAAGGUUAUUUCCUCGAUAUAAAAGCUCAAAUGACUAGAAGUGAUGAAUUUACAGCUGAACAAUGUUAACUAUUGAAUAGGUACAUGUUUCCUACAUUAGGAGCAGUUCAACUCCAAAAUGAUAUGAAAUUGUAUGUAUAUUACUAAGUGAACAUUACUAAUAGCUCUAAUCUGAGAAUGUUAAGCUCUUGGUUUUCGAUAUUUAGAUAUCUAGAUUGAAUAAAUGUUUUUUGUUUUUUUCAACGCAAUGACAUAUUUUUAACUUUGUAUAUUCAUAGAUAAUCGCAUUUUUUACAAUUUGAUUGUGAUAAUUUAAUUUAUGAGUUUCAGUAUAUGAUAAACUUUUCUUGUAACUACUCCAAAUAUAGUGCUAUUAUUUC